Erigeron canadensis is the source of this 2340-nucleotide messenger RNA. Its product is annotated as protein phosphatase 2C 16-like. The coding region runs from base 651 to 2102 and encodes 483 amino acids. Gene Ontology annotation, molecular function: protein serine/threonine phosphatase activity; cation binding. NCBI's taxonomy places the organism in Eukaryota, Viridiplantae, Streptophyta, Magnoliopsida, Asterales, Asteraceae. The record is from RefSeq and is a predicted model, not a curated record. The transcript has 4 exons. Gene Ontology annotation, biological process: protein dephosphorylation.
AAACAUUUUAUAGUAUCUAUAUGUGUAUGUAUAUCUGUAUGUAUCACCCAUAUAUACACUAUAUCAAGAAAGUAAGAAAAGCUCAAGCAUUUGUUAAUUUUUGUCAAUUGGUAAGUUGCUUUCCUAAUCUUGGAUUUCAGUUGACAUCAAAGAUUAAAAAAGCUCAAAUCUUUAAGUUUAAUUUCUUGAAUUUUUGUUUCAAAAUAUCAACUUUUCUUACAAAUGAAGAGAAAACCAAAGUUAUCUAGAGAAACUGAAGGUAGAUUGAAUAAGAUCCGUGAAUACGUGUUCCAAGUGUUGAAAUCUUGAAUAAAGUGUGAAUCUUUUUGUGUUAUUUUGAUAUUUAGGUUUGUGGGUAUUUGUUAUAUUUGUGAAAUUAGGGUAUUAAGUUGUUAUUUUGAUGUUUGAUUGAAGAAUCUUGGAUUUUUGGUUAUAUGCUAAAGAAAGGUUUAGACUUUUUGUUAUUGAAGUUUGUAGAUCCAAAGGUAUUUUUCAUAGUAUAUCAGUAUCAGAUCUAUCGACAAUUUAUGCCAGGCCAACUCUAGGUUGUGGCUUUAGCUUUAGAAGGAAAAGAUUAAGGAAUUAAUGUUGUAUUAGAAGUAGUUAAGAUGUCGAUAACGAGUUAAUGGUCAGGAGAAAGUAAAAAAAAGAUGGGGUUGAUAGAAGAUAUAGUACCAGCUGUUUCGGUUUCAAUUAGCUUAACUAGUCCUGUGUCUAAGACCCCUGCAAAUGGAACUCAUGUGGAUUUUAGUCGAAUCACACUAGUUGCUCCUGUGUUGCCCGGAUCGACCGGUGAUUAUAGUAUUCUUGGAAUCGGGAAAUCUGGUUUUUUAGAGGGUAUUAAAGAAAUAGACAGCAACGAGACAGUUAAUGGUGACAUGAUAAUGCAAGAAAACGACAUAGAUAAAAAUAUGACAAUCGGGAAUCAAUCAAGUUCUAUUAGUUUGCCGAUCACAGUUGCGAUAAAGGCUAUUGAUAAAGGUCAAAUAGUUGCUGAAGUAAUAAGUUUGGGCGAAGAAACGAUUGAUAGUAAGGUUGGGCAUACUUUAAAAGCAGCAGUGGUGGUUCUUGCUGAUCAGAGUCAUAAUAAGGUUGUAAGGAGUGUUUUUGAAUUAGAAUGUGUUCCACUUUAUGGUUCUCAUUCAGUUAUUGGCAAAAGACCAGAAAUGGAAGACACGGUAAUUAAUGUUCCUAAUUUUAUGAAACUUCCUGUUAAGAUGUUAGCUGCUGAUCAUAUCAUUAAUUUGGUGAAUCCGAAUUUGAAUGAUUUGACAUCACAUUUCUUUGGAGUAUAUGAUGGUCACGGAGGUUGCCAGGUGGCCAAUUAUUGUCGUGACCGUGUUCAUAAUGCUUUAGAGGAGGAGAUCAAGGUUAUGAAACAAGAAAUAGUCAAAGGUACCAUGAGUGACACUGUACAAGUUCAGUGGGAGAAAGCGUUUACUAAGUGCUUUCAGAAGGUCGAUGAUGAAGUUGGAGGAAAGACAUGCAUAAGUAUUGAUGGAUCGAAACCUCCUCCUGAACCAGUAGCCCCAGAAACUGUGGGGUCUACUGCUGUGGUGUCGUUGAUUUGUUCAUCACAUAUCAUCGUUGCAAACUGUGGUGAUUCAAGAGCUGUCCUUUACCGUGGCAAAGAAGCCAUCCCUCUGUCAACUGAUCAUAAACCGAAUCGCGAAGAUGAAUAUGCAAGGAUUGAGGCAGCAGGUGGCAAGGUCAUACAAUGGAAUGGACAUCGUGUUUUUGGUGUUCUUGCAAUGUCAAGGUCUAUCGGUGAUGGGUAUCUGAAGCCUUGGAUAAUACCUGAACCUGAAGUUACUUUUACUCCCCGAGCUAGAGAAGACGAGUGCCUUAUUCUUGCUAGUGAUGGGUUGUGGGAUGUUAUCUCAAAUGAGGAAGCAUGUGAAGUAGCUAGAAAACGGAUUCUUAUUUGGCAUAAAAAGAAUGCUGGAUUGCCUCUUGAAAGGGAUGUAAGAGGAGUCGAUCCAGCAGCACAAGCAGCAGCCGAUUAUCUCACGAUGCUUGCUCUACAGAAAGGAAGCAAAGACAACAUAUCUGUGAUUGUGGUGGACCUCAAAUACCAGAGGAAGUUCAAAGCAAAACCUUGAUAAUAGUAAGUAUAUGUUCACCCAUCGUUGUCUUUGAUAUAGUUUUGUACAACUUGAAAGAAAAGAAGUGCAUCUCUUUGUUUACAUAAUAACUUGGCCCGUCUUUGGUAAAAACAAAAAACAAAACGGGAUCUAUUGUUUGUAACUAUAUACGAGGAUUGCCUACUUGUUUGCAUGAUCUUUUACACAUAAAUAAAAUAUUGGAUCUACAAGGGUUCUGAUGGUGCACUUCACCAAA